GUGGAAUCAUCUUCAUAAUCGGAUCUUCAUUCCCCGAAACAGCGUUGCAACAAAGAAGCCAUAGCAUAGUUGACCUUAUGUAUAAAAGUGUGAAGGUUGCAAUUGAUAUGAGGUAUUCACAUGCAGCGAGCAUCUUUACCAGCACAAAAGCAUUUGCAGCAUUUCCCAGUCCAUCACAUUCAUCAAGUUCAUUCUCAAAAUGUCAAAACUACUCGUUAUUGUAGGCGUCACGGGUAACCAGGGAAGGGGAGUGGCAGAAACAUUCCUCAAAGACCCAACAUGGAAGAUCCGAGGCACGAGUCGGGACCCAACUAAAGAAUCAAGCCAAGAUCUUGCAGCAAAAGGCAUCGAAAUCGUUUACGGGGAUGUCGAUGAUGUCGACUCCCUGAAGAAAGCUUUCAAAGGCGCCAACUUGAUUUUUGGCGUUACUGCUUUCGACAAUAUGCGAAUCAUGUUUCCUUCAGAAGCUGACCUUGCAAGCCUCAAACCGAACCAGACAAUAAGAGAGCUCCCUUUUGAAGUCGAAGUGCAGCAGGGGAAGAAUAUUGCUGACGCCGUUGCCACCGUUGGCGAUAGUCUGGAGCUCUUCGUCUUUUCCGCUCUUUCAAAUGUGAAGAAGUGGUCCAAGGGGAAGUACACUGGCGUCUACCACUUUGACAGCAAGGCUACAGUGGUGGAGUAUAUCAAUGAGAAGUAUCCUGAAGUGGCAAAGAAGAUGUCAGUUCUCCAGAUGGGGUUCUUCUUCCAGAAUUGGAAAUUUGGUCAAGUUGGCAUGCCUUGGGAGAAGCGCCCUGGUGGUUCCAUGCUCCUUCGUAUCCCUGGCGAUGGGAAUAUGCCUGUUCCAAUCGUACACCCCUCCGAUGCAGGUGUUUUCGUCCAAGCCCUCGCUAAACUUCCGCCUGGGAAGAAUCUCAUCGCAUACGCUAAUCUCAUAACAUGGGAAGAAUACGUCAAACUCUGGAGUAAAGUCACUGGAGUUCCAGCUGCAUUUGAGAAAGCGACUAUUGCGGACCACGACAAGAUAGUACCAGGAGGGCUGGGUGAGGAAGUUGGGGAAAUGUUUGCUUAUGCUCAGGAAUUUGGAUACUGGGGAGGAGAUGAUAAGAGUGUGACUUUCACUAAGGAUUUGGGUGUAGAAGUGAGGGUAACGAAGGCUGAGGACUACAUCAAAAACGAGGAUUGGUCUGAGUUACUCAAUAGACCUGUACCAAACAAUUAGAAUAAUUGGUUGCAAUAGGAUCGCAAUACUACGCAAUAGCUGGGAAUGGUCCUUUGGAAACAGAAGAGACGGGAGGGACAGGGGCCUCCCUCGUAAUGGAAGGCCGGCGGCCGAAUUAGAUUCAUCGUAUCGGCUUGGUCUAGGCUGCAGAACUUGUAACCUUUUUUAUUGGCGGACAUGUUCCUAUUAAGUCCAGAGUCGCUAUGUUUCGAACCCUUUGCUGUCUUCAUUGUUGGAUUUUUCUUUUUAGGCAGCAACGUUCUUCCCGCGCUCUGGUCUGCAUCGACAGGAUAUAGUCUCUGGUCUA
This is a messenger RNA of Mollisia scopiformis, 1526 nucleotides long. Its product is annotated as NAD(P)-binding protein. The transcript is spliced from 4 exons. The record is from RefSeq and is a predicted model, not a curated record. Bases 200 to 1219 code for a protein of 339 amino acids. NCBI's taxonomy places the organism in Eukaryota, Fungi, Ascomycota, Leotiomycetes, Helotiales, Mollisiaceae.